This is a messenger RNA of Penicillium salamii, 1515 nucleotides long. The record is from the annotation of a GenBank genome assembly. NCBI's taxonomy places the organism in Eukaryota, Fungi, Ascomycota, Eurotiomycetes, Eurotiales, Aspergillaceae.
AUGUCGGCUGAUUUGCUGGCGGAGUUUGGCCAGACAAAAGCUCCGGCAAACGUCUCUGUUGGUCGACAAGCGUCGAAUAAACAAACAGCUUCAUUAUUUGAUGAUCUAGACCAGGAGACCGGCACCUUCGGAUCAUCGCAAAGUCUACACACUGGAGCACCAAAUGCACAGUUUACAUCCGAGACGUCGUGGCAGACGGCUACAAAUCAAAACUAUGAACUACCUACGCCUCAGCAUAGUGAUGUCCUGUUUGAUGCAGCAUUUGAUGCACCGGCGAGUGACACAGAAGAUGACUGGGGUGAGUUUGAAGGGCCCGCGUCAAGUACACCAGCCGCACCUCAACCUGUGGCUCCUCCGCAGUCCAAGGUACCUUCAGAUACAAGGAAUCGGACUGAUAAAAUAAUGAAGCCGACGUCUGGUACAAUUGAUCUGCUAGACUCACUCUCCAUUCAAGACUCGGCACCUGCCAGUUCAACGCCGUUGAAGGUUAUUGAGAACAGGGAAGCUUCCAGGGUCAACACAGAUCAAGCCCAGUCAACGUGGGAUGACAAUUCGUUCGACGAUUGGGGUGAUUUUGCCGAUGCACCAAGCCGGCCUCGGCAUCAAUUGGGGCAAUCAAUGGAAACACCACUCACAGAGCCACCUACAAAAACCAUUCGAAAGACACCCCAGAGGGCACCCGAAAACAAAAAACCAGUCUCGUCAACUUGGGAUGAUGCGUCCUUUGAUGAUUGGGGUGAUUUUACGGAUGGACCUGUUGUACAGCCUGUCCCCAAGCCGAGGACCACGCCCACGCCACCUGUGUCUAGUCCUUCUCCGAGUAGCUUUACUUCUGGAGCUACCACCCCGGCAGCCACUGUUCGCCCGACCAACAUCCCACCUCCAUCUGUCCUGCUUGAGCUUUUUCUGGAUGUGUUUGGCGAGCUCCACAAAGAGGCUACCCACGCAAAGUCACAGCUACGAUCCCAGACAUCGCCCACACCCUCCACACCCUCCACACCCUCUGUUUCAACAGCCGCCUCAAAUAUUCACAAUGCCCUUCAGUCGGCCGCCCGCGUCAUUGCAGGGCGUAGUCUCCGGUGGAAACGGGAUACAAUCCUCAGUCAGAGCAUGCGUAUUGGUCCCGCUCGCUCUGGCAAAGCCGGGGGCAUGAAACUCAACAGUGUGAACAAGCAAGAAAAUAUUAAGGAAGAGCAAGACGCCGUUGAUGUACUAAUUGCUUGGCGGGAACGUGCGGCAAUCUUCAACACUGUCUUGCAGGGUGCAGGCCAACGGCCGAUCCCUGCAGUCUCAGAUCCCAGUGCCCUUAAGGUUAUUACCGCCCGGACGGACCAAGGUGCGCUAAAGGCGUCGCAUCCCUGUGCGCUUUGUUCGCUCAAGCGUGAUGAACGAGUUCUCCGGGUAGAUGAACAAAAUGUCCAGGAUAGCUUUGGAGAGUGGUGGACGGAGCAUUGGGGCCAUACGGCAUGUCGGCAAUUCUGGGAGGCCAAUCGAUUCCUACUUGGACAAAGAUGA